Molecule: messenger RNA, 840 nt
Organism: Momordica charantia (bitter melon)
Lineage: Eukaryota; Viridiplantae; Streptophyta; Magnoliopsida; Cucurbitales; Cucurbitaceae
Gene: RPS18C
Product: S18 ribosomal protein
Biological process (GO): translation
Cellular component (GO): small ribosomal subunit; cytosol; ribosome
Molecular function (GO): RNA binding; structural constituent of ribosome
Source: RefSeq, a predicted model, not a curated record
CAAAAUAUAAAAUCCUCUCCCAGUCUCCACUCGAAGAUCUCCCCUGAUUUUUUUUCCCUGCCAUUUGCUGCCUGCGCGAAUUCUACGAAGUCCUUCCAUCUUCAUCCGCCAUGUCGCUGGUAGCGAACGAGGAAUUUCAGCACAUUCUGCGUGUGCUGAACACGAACGUGGAUGGGAAGCAGAAGAUUAUGUUUGCUCUUACUUCAAUCAAAGGUAUUGGAAGGCGUUUCGCUAAUAUCGUUUGCAAGAAGGCCGAUGUCGACAUGAACAAGAGGGCUGGUGAAUUGACUGCUGCUGAGUUGGACAAUCUCAUGGUGGUUGUUGCCAAUCCACGUCAAUUUAAAAUUCCUGACUGGUUUUUGAAUCGGCAAAAGGACUACAAGGACGGGAAAUAUUCUCAAGUGGUUUCAAAUGCAUUGGACAUGAAGUUGAGAGAUGAUUUGGAACGGUUGAAGAAGAUCAGGAAUCACCGAGGUCUGAGGCAUUACUGGGGUCUCCGAGUCCGUGGUCAGCACACCAAGACCACUGGUCGCCGAGGGAAAACCGUUGGUGUCUCCAAGAAGCGUUAAGCUUUUCCAGGUUUUUAUAAUCGAGUUGAGCAUGUGGUUGGGCAAAUCGGGUUCUUUGGCCUUUUAGUUGAACGUUUUGAGUUGGAACUUUGUUUUUGGAAUUUUUGCUUGGGAUGAUAUUUUUGGUUAACUUAUUACCCCCCUUCUUUUAUACUGUCUUUUUGGGCCAGAAAAUAUUGAUAGUGGCAGAUGGCAAAAGCUUAUGGAUCUUGUUUAUUGGUCAUUUUAGUGUGAAGAUUUUUAUUUAUAGAAUUAUUCUCAUUUGGUGCAA